This is a messenger RNA of Ixodes scapularis (black-legged tick), 888 nucleotides long. RefSeq lists its product as uncharacterized. The coding region runs from base 1 to 888 and encodes 295 amino acids. NCBI's taxonomy places the organism in Eukaryota, Metazoa, Arthropoda, Arachnida, Ixodida, Ixodidae. The record is from RefSeq and is a predicted model, not a curated record. The transcript has 3 exons.
AUGUCUCAACUUUUUUACGUGCAGGAGACUAACUACGCGUCGAAGAAAGACGGCUCGAGGUUUCUUCUAUUCGACUCCGGUGUGCAAGAUCAGAACCGCUUCCUUAUUUUCUGCAGUCCGCAGAUGAUUUCAGUUCUUCAAACAUCCAAGAAAUGGUUUGCCGACGGUACAUUCAAGGUUGCACCAGAACUCUUCUUUCAAGUCUACAGCCUACAUUGUGAAGUUGGCGGAUCUGUUCUGCCCGCGGCUUAUAUGCUGCUAACCCGUAAAAACGGUCGUACGCACACGCGAGCUCUGAGCGCCCUUAUUAGCGAGUGUGGAGGGGUCUGCGAGCCAAGUACCAUAAUAGUGGACUACGAACUUGCAGCCAUUAACGCCUUCAAGACGGUCUUGCCAACAUCCGACGCCCGCAUCAUACCUGCUCUUUCCAUGGUACCCCGGAGUGAUGUGGAGAAUAUCUUCACCGAACUGGCGUCCAGCGUACACUCAGCUCUGCAACCAGAGAUGGAUUACUUUGAAGAUACCUUCAUAGGACGGCCAACGGCUGGGGGAAGGCGAGACGCACAGUUUCCAGUGGGACUCUGGAAUCACCAUGACACCGUGCUCCAGUGCGACUCCAAGACCACCAACUCGGUGGAAGCAUGGCACAGGGGCUUCCAGGCUCAUGUGCAGUGCUCUCACCCGUCUCUUUGGAGGUUCCUGGAGGUUCUACAAAGGGAGGACUGCAUGCAACUUCACCGGCUCACACAACUUGAGAUGGGGCAGCGAUUCAAGCCGGCAACAAAGUAUGUGAAGGUUUCCGAGCGCCUGCAGACACUCGCUAGAGAGUAUGACCGCAACCAUGGUCUUCGAUUUCUCAGAGGCGUUGCUCUUAACGUAUCCUUCUAA